This is a messenger RNA of Eimeria mitis, 621 nucleotides long. RefSeq lists its product as uncharacterized. The transcript is spliced from 5 exons. The record is from RefSeq and is a predicted model, not a curated record. NCBI's taxonomy places the organism in Eukaryota, Apicomplexa, Conoidasida, Eucoccidiorida, Eimeriidae. Bases 1 to 621 code for a protein of 206 amino acids.
AUGCUCCGGCGGAUGCUGCAGCAGCAGCAGCAGCAGCAGCAGCAGCAGAUUAGAGACAGUUGCAGCAGCAGAUGCAGCAGCAGCAGAAACUGCAGCAGCAGCAGCAGAAGACGCCGCAUCAGCAGCAGCAGAAGCAGCAGCACCAGACGAUGCUCCGGCGGAGAAUUAUCAGCAGCAGAAGCAGCAGCAGCUUCUGCUGCUGCACCUGCUGCUGCUGCUGCUGCUGCUGCCGCAUCAGCAGCAGCAGAAGCAGCAGCACCAGACGAUGCUCCGGCGGAUGCUGCAGCAGCAGCAGCAGAAGCAGCAGAUUGUAUAGCAGCAGGAACAGCAGCACUGCCGCCAUCAGCAGCAGCCGCACGCGACCUCUGCGAGGCACCCAGCAGCAGCAGCAGCAGCAACAGCAACAGCAGCAGCAGCAGCAGCAGCAACAGCAGCAGCAGCAGCGGGAACAACAGCCGCAGAAGCAGUUGGGGCGAUGCUGUAUUGGAUGGCUCGACAGCAGCAGCAGCUGUAGCAGCAGCAGCACCCGCCAAAGCAGCAGCAGCAGCAGCUGACAGCAGCAGCAGCAGCAGCAGCAGACAUAAGCAGCAGCAGCGCGUUCAUCAUGCCGCCACCGUUUGA